AAGCCCGUCGGGGACCCAAUCAGCUGAUCCACGACUUUACGCAAUCGCCGACAAGGACACGAGAACUUGUGCAUAACAUUCAGAUUUCGACUCGUUAAAAGAUGAGGGCGGUUCAUAGGGCCGCCCUUAGGUACGUGGGCGGCCUCCCAAAAAGAGAAGGAAUAAGGCAACAGGAGAUAAACUUACAGAAGAGAGAGCACCAGCGUAAGUUGAGUUCAUGGCACCCACGGGACACAAGACUUGAGGAAGGGAGAGUCAAUGCCCCAGAGCAGCGGUUACUUCUCGUCCCACCCCCUGCCUGGCCAUGCCCCUCUCCCAGUCGGACUCUCAUGGGGGGAGUGUUAGGGAGCAAGAAAAAGGAGUAUUCAGAGAGGCGCAUCCUUGGAUAUUCCAUGAAUCAAAUGUAUGAUGUGGUGUCAGAGGUUGAAAACUACUACAAAUUUGUUCCUUACUGCAAGAAGUCUGACGUGAAGAUGCGCCGGCCUGGAUUUCUAAAGGCAGACCUGACAGUUGGAUUCCCACCUGUUCUGGAAUCAUACACGUCCAGUGUCACACUAGCACGGCCUCACCUUGUCCGAGCAGUCUGUACAGAGGGAAAACUUUUUAACCACCUCCUUACUAUCUGGAAAUUUUCUCCUGGUCUUCCAGGACAGCCAAACACCUGUACCCUAGACUUCUCUGUCUCCUUUGAGUUCCGCUCCGUGCUCCACUCCCAACUGGCACACGUUUUCUUCAAUGAGGUGGUGAGGAAGAAUGUCAACUCUUUUCUGGCAGAAGCCCAAAAGCGAUAUGGCAAGCAGUCCAUCCGAGCCCAGCAGCCACGCAUCACACAAAUGACAUGAGGACAGUAAUUCUAGGAAACUUAAAAAAUAUAUUGAAGUAAGAGAAAAGGAGAGCUAUUUAUUGUUUUCUGCUGCUUAAUGAUAAGUCACUGUAUAGUUUUCAUUGUUAUUAUCAUCUACAUAUUUAUUUUUUCUUUAUAUUCCACUUAUAUAAUCCAUAUUUGAAUGACAGAGUAUGAUAUAACUGAUUAUUUUUUUAAGGAUUUUAAAGAUGCUAUAAUUUUAACAUUAGAUUUUGUAAUCAAUCAUAUAAAUAUGUAUGUAAACCUAAUUUACUUACAAUUAAAGAAACCAUUUAUUUAAACAGUUUUUUAUUUGGGAUCUUGUAAAUGAAGAUUGUAGAUGAAACCUGUAGAUAUAUUGAACUUUCAUCAGUAAGGCCGAAUACUGAAAUCUAGAAUUUUGGUCAUAAUAUAAGUGGCAAAAUUUGCAUUUUUUUUUUCUUUCUUUUCUUUUCUUUUCUUUUAUGAUGUCUUUGCAAAACAGCUCUGUGCUAUAUUUAGAUAAAUUCCUUCUAGUCAUAAAAACUUGUGGGAAUUCUGUAGAAUAAAAAGAUAUUAUCAUUACUUGUGUGAUGCUCUACAUGCCAUAUUUUGACUUAUUAAUAGGUAUUGUUAAGAUCGGAAGAGAAACAAGCUCUUUACUUACUGUGUUUGAAUUACCAUUGAUGUUAUUGCAUUAUGUUAUCUUAGGAGUCCGAUUACUGUAGUACUAUUAUUAUUAUUAUUAUUAUUAUUAUUAUUAUUAUUAUUAUUAUUAUUAUUAUUAUUAUGACUAUUAUUAUUGUGGUUAUCACAAUUAUUAUUGUGUCAUAUUAUUAUUAUUUUAUAUUAUUAUUAUAUUAUUAUUAUUAUUAUUAUUAUUAUUAUUAUAGUUAUUAUAUUAACUGUUUCUAUAAGUAUUAUUACUACUGGUAUUUUGGUUGAUAUUGCGGACUUCCAAGAACUUCUACUUUUGAAUGGCCAUGUACAUACUGUAUGUAAAUUUGAAAUAAGAUCCGUAACAAGUUUUUAUAUACUUUUACUGUAGAUUCCCUAAGGCUUGCUUGCAAUCUGCUCAACAGCAGGUGUUGCAGCAAAUGAAUAAACAAAUGGUUAGUGUCAUGAUAUUUUUUUCAUAUUUUUGAGAGCUGCAGAUCAGUAGAACUAUUGAAACCUGUUUCAAGCAGGUAUUCACUCUUUUUUUCACUAUUGGUGAUCUCUCUAAAUAAAGAAAACUGAUAAAAACUUGAGAUUAAAAGUAUCUAAGUUGGUAUAUAUAAAAAAUCAGUUCUUUGAUGCAGAUAUUAUUAUUUUAUUUUAUUAUUUUGUUAAUAUUAUUUUUUAUGGAAUGACGUUAUGACCAAUCUCAGGGUCCUGCAUUUAGACGAAAUAUAUUUAUUUAGAUACUAUUUUGAUUUACAUUUUUUCGGGUAAGUUGAAAUAAAAAAUAGUAUUGAGAGGGGGUUAAUGAUUAGGAAAUGUAAUGUAUUUUGCUAUGGUGAAUGGGUUCUACUCUUCACUUUGUAUGGGCAUGUGGCAAUAGGAUAGAUCUAUUUUCAAAAUGUUUUUUUUUUAUCUACUGGAUGCAAACUUUUUAUUUGCUUAUGUAGCAACUAGGUAUGUUUAGAUUUUUACGAUAGAAGCUACUGUAGCUAGAAAGUUACUUUCCCUUUCUUAUUUAUUCCUUAUUUUCAUGUUAUUUUGUUUGUUAUCUAUCAGUGACUGGUUUGAUUAUUAACUUUUCCUGAGAGAGAUACAAAGAGCCUUCCAAAGGUUGUUAAUAACUAUAUUGAAUAAAGGUUGAACCUCCUAGUAUGGCAGAUUUGGUACUGACUAAAAUCUGAAAGUCAUUAGUUUACAUGACCAUAGCUCUAGUAAGUAUAAUCUGUGCAAGUUUUAUGGGUAUUAGUAGUACAGUAAGGUACUUUUUUCUUCUUUUCUUCUUUUGCAGAGCCUUAGAGGUUAGGAAAAUCUGCUACCUUGGCAAUUAUGUGCUCCCAAGCUUGUCAUAUUAGUGAGGUUCUACUAAUUUUGAAGAGAUUACAGAAGCAAUGGACAGGUAUUAGCAGAAACAGCCUUUUUGUUAAGUCUGAUCUUUAGAGCGGGAAGGUGCCUUUAUAAGUGUAAUAUUACUGCCUGUCUAUUACUUGUCUUCUAAAACUCUCUUGCAACUGAGGAUAGUUAAUGUAAAAUUAUUAACAUGUAAUUUGAUUAAUUGUAUUGUGUUUUUGCUUUUGUUAGCUGUUGAAAAUUUCUGCCAAAGGAGUAUGUGUAAAUAAUAGAAUUUACUGUAAUGCUUUUUUUUAAAUUUUUUUAAAAGUAAUGAAACAUUUUUUCUUUAAAAUAUGGCUUCUAUUUAUUUUACUGACACUAGCAGUGACUGCUUGCAUGAUUACCCCCUCAGCAAGUGAUACAAAGGUACAACCACUGGAUAAUUCAUUAAAACUCUCAUCAUUCAUCAUCACAUUUUUAUCUUUUAAACUGACUUUAUACUGCACUGAUAGACAAGCUCAUUCACUGCCAUUUGGAAGACCAUGACUAAUGCAUAGUUUUUUUUAAUAGAUUUACUAACAUGUCUCUGUUAUUAUAGAUGAGAUAAGAUAUACAUCUGUUGUUCUACUAAUUUCCAUCUCUUGGUACUUCAGAGGAGCAUUUAGAAUAUUGAACACUUGGCUCCUGGCUAUGCAGAACAUCUUGUUUGAAUGAAAUAAAGAUGCAUGGAAAUCAA
This is a messenger RNA of Penaeus monodon (black tiger shrimp), 3551 nucleotides long. Its product is annotated as coenzyme Q-binding protein COQ10 homolog B, mitochondrial-like. The record is from RefSeq and is a predicted model, not a curated record. Bases 102 to 842 code for a protein of 246 amino acids. Gene Ontology annotation, cellular component: mitochondrion. The transcript has 5 exons. Lineage: Eukaryota; Metazoa; Arthropoda; Malacostraca; Decapoda; Penaeidae. Gene Ontology annotation, biological process: ubiquinone biosynthetic process; cellular respiration. Gene Ontology annotation, molecular function: ubiquinone binding.